GAGACAGAUCCACAUCUCAGAAUUUAGAUAAAGUUGAUUUUCUCCUUAUUUGUCCUUCUGAAAAUAGCCAUUUUUGGCUAUGUGUAACUUUCAAAGGAAGAAAAUUCAGAAAAUUCACGCUUUGUAUCAGACAGCAGCGGACAUCACGCGUUGUUUGCCAUCAGUUAACGUCAGAAGAAGAAGAAGCGGGAAAACAGUAGGUGGCGUAACAUUUUAACGUUGUCUGCGCCAACCUUAAAUUAAAACGAAGAAGAAAAAGAAAGAAAAGAAGAAAGAAAAGAAGAAGCGGGAAAGUUUUUGGAAACGACGACCGCAACGCCUGCGACAUGAGACUUGGGGAGGUAAGUAUCCUAAUAUUGUUUAGUUGUUCAACCAUGUAAUGUUGUGAAGUGAAAAUAUUUAACUGUUGUGACAACGGCGUGGUCCUUCGGGAGGUUGCGGUAACGCUAAUGGCGUCUGCCCAUCAAGUAAUGUUAGUAUAAUGACCUUCACAAUUAGAUUCGACAGUGCAUAUUAAUUUGGGGGGCUUGACUUUAAAAUGUUUUAUAAUACUGUUGUAGGUAAAGUAACAAUCGACAAAGAAGGUCAGGGCUGCAUUUUAUUGGUAUGGCUGGCUAGUUGUAAUAAAUAAGAGAUGACAUCCAAAAGUGUUCAAUGAUUAACCAAUUUGCCCCGCCAUUUUGAAAGCAGCAGUACAUUUGCUUACUAACUGGCAGUGGCCAGUAUGUUUUGUAUCAUGCUACUGAUUAUAUAAACUGCAUAUAUAUUGGAAAAUAAAGUAGGUAUGUGUGUACAAUUUUAAACAUUCAUUCAUUUUAAUGAAACCAAUAUUAUCAGACAGGUCUUGUUAAGACUAGUUACGUGAUAUAAGAAUAAUUUUGCUGUGAUACAUGUUUAAAAAGUUAUGAUUGUUUUAACCUGGUCAAAAUGCACUAAUUUAUGGUCAACCUCUUCAAUACAAAGUCAUUGGGGCUCAAGAUUUUAUUCAUGACCUUUUUUGUUAAAAAUGCCAUAACUUUCUUAAUAUGUACCCUAUUUUAAAAAGGUGCCAUCAAGCCCCCCGCAUCCCAAAAUAGAUACAAAUUAAAAUAAGAAUUAAACUGUCUGGGUUGAGAUUGUUUUACUAUAGCCAGAACGAUCAUAAACAAUCAUUUUGUUUACUUGUUUUUGACAGAAGUUAAAUAUGAUUCACCCAAAAAGUUAACAUCCAUAUGGAGUGACUCCAUAUAUGUAAAUACUUUCCAUUUAUAUUAUAGUUCCAUCCAUCCAUCUAUUUUCUACUGCUUUUCCCUUCCGUGUUGUGGGGGGUGCUGGAGCCUAUACCAGCUGCGCUCGGGCGGAAGGCGAGGUACACCCUGGACAAGUCAACACAGAUCGACAGACAACAUUCACACACUCGCGUCAAUUUAGUGUUGCCAAUCAACCUAUCCCCAGUUUGUGAUCCAAAAUUAGUUUUUUCAUUAACAGGAUGGACAAAAAGAAAAUGUCAACAAAAAACAGGUUAAGACAGCGUUUCUCAAAGUGUGGGGCGCGCCCCACUGGUGGGGAAUAGAGACAUGACAGGUGGGGCGCGAGGAACGGGAGGAAAUUUCACUUUCCUUUUUUUUUUUUUUUUAAUUAUAUUCUUAGAUUUUUUUUUUUUACUAUGCUUUCAUUUUCUAUACACACUGUAAAUCCCUUUGUGAUUCUGUCUGUGGAAUCCGCUAUAUAAAUAAAUGUAAAUUACUUAUUUUUCCUGUAGGCUUUACAUUUCUAGGUAGGAGCGAAAGUUUAACAGACAUAGCAACAGUAACUAAUGGGGGCGGGGCUAAGCGGAAGCUUUGUGAAUGGCGAGUCACUGUGCGAGGAUUUGCUGUUUUGCAAAUACAUAAAAAAUAGAGCCACUGCUGAUGAGCUGUUCGAGAUAAUGGACAGUUUCCUCAAAGAACACGACCUUAAAUGGGAAAACUGUGUGGGCUUUUGCUCUGAUGGCGCACAGACCAUGGCAGGGUAAAGAAACGGACUGCAGGCUCUAAUAAAGAGGGUUGCGCCAAAUGCGCAUUGGACACAUUGUGUCAUUCACCGGGAAGCACUCGCGUCAAGGCAACUCAGCCCCGAACUCAAUGAGGUUUUAACAGUGGCAGUGUCAAGCCUGCAACCCCGAUUUGAAAAGCUGUGCAGUGCAAAACAGGCUCAUUGCAGCCACUAAUGCUGGAGUACUGUAAAACUCAUGUUCACUUGCAGGGGCGCCGAAAAGGGGGGGUAAACGAGACGGAUUCUAGGCGCUCAUGAUGGAGGGGGGCCCAGAGAGGCCCCUAAUGAUGAUGAAAUUAUAAUACAGAAAAAAUAAUGACACUAAGUUAUUAACUAACAUAUAAUCACACAUGUUUUAUUUUCCAUGUCCUGGUAACAAUACCUUUAUUUGUUUUGGAAGCAUCAAAACCUGCAGGGCCCUCCCUUCCCCCCCUCUAUUUACGUAAAAUGGUUCAGUCUGACUGGAUCAGCUGCAGGUAGAGCACCGCCUAGGGAUGGGCGAUACCACACUUUUAGGAUUCGAUACGAUACCGAUACUUUUUCUUGCAUUUUCAUCGAUACCGAUACCGAUACCAAUAAUUUCUUAUUGGCAAUUUUUUGUCAGUCAAAAAUAUUGUUACUAUUGUUAUUAUUUAAGACAAAUCACAAGACAAAUACAGACCAUUUAUACCACAUUUAUUAUGGUCAAUAUAUAAUACAAGUAAAAUUAAAAUAAAUAACAUAAAUAUGAAAAAUAAAUUAAAUAUUAUAUAUAAUAAUAACUAUAUAUUAUAUAUAAUAAUAAUUAAAUUUUAGGGCUUUCCAAUUAACAGUCAAAUCCGAAUUGCAAGAAGCUGCAGUUAUUUUUUUAAAGUUUGUGAUAUAAUUAGCAAUUAAUGAAAUAUGAAAUAGGCUAAUGUUUUCGAAAUGUAAGAAAUCAUGUCACAGAUUAAAACCAAAAUCACAUUCAAUCAUAUAUUCAAGAUUUUCUUGGAAAAAAAUAAAACUGUAAUGCAAAGAUGAAGAAUCUCCAAAUUGUAUCUCUUUCUUAUCUUGUUUUAAAUACUCAAGCAAUUUUCAACUAACAGUAAAUUCCCCUGUGUGGAAAUUAUUUGAAUUUAGGAUAAUCAUUUAAACAUCCAUCCAUUUUCUACCGCUUAUUCCCUUCGGGGUCGCGGGGGGCGCUGGAGCCUAUCUCAGCUACAAUCGGGCGGAAGGCGGGGUACACCCUGGACAAGUCGCCACCUCAUCGCAGGGCCAACACAGAUAGACAGACAACAUUCACACACUAGGGCCAAUUUAGUGUUGCCAAUCAACCUAUCCCCAGGUGCAUGUCUUUGGAGGUGGGAGGAAGCCGGAGUACCCGGAGGGAACCCACGCAGUCACGGGGAGAACAUGCAAACUCCACACAAAAAUAUUCAGUAAACAUUACUAAAAAAAAAAAAAACAAUGCCUGUUUUAAGUCAACAAAUGGACAACACUGGAUAUGCCUGGCUGCAUCGCUGUCGGCUGGCUGUGUGUGUGUUGCACGUUGACGACGCUCAUUCGCUGUCUCCUGUCACGUGACUGGGCCAGCUCUAUACUCUGCCAGGUACAGGGGUGUCCCAGCACAUAGUAAGUUAAGUAAGUCAUCAAAAACAUCUGAAAGUGAUGCUUGCACCCCCCACACGCCGUUUUUUGGUUUAUAUCGAUACUUUUUUCAGAAAAGUGAUGCCAAAUGAGUAGCGUGUGAGUAUCGAUAUAUCGAUACCACAGGAUCGAUACGCACAUCCCUACACCGGCCAUUUGUCACAGCGGGCAAAGCGGAAGAGACAGCAGUAUGCCUCAAAAAUCAGGCAGCCAAAAAAGAAAGAAAAAUAAAAAAAGAGAGGAGAAGGAGUUGAAGGGUCGACAAUAUAUCACAAAGGUGGGUUUGUUAGUUGUGGUGGAAAGUUAUCCAUAUUAACUUUGUCCCUGUCUGUGGUAAUAAGCUAGCUCACUUUUCUCACCAUGUUAGCUCAAGAAAACUCUGGAUUUUUGCAUUUUACUGCUAUAUUAGUUAAAUAAUCAAUCCAGUCAAACAUUUAUCAAGCUGUUCUUAUUCAAUACUAGUUGAUCUCCCCUCUGUCAAAAUGAUGCCUCAUUCUGAACAGAGUCAAGUGCACCAGCAGCAGCAGCUGCUGUCUGUCAGCCCCCAAGUCCCCCUGCCCCUGAAUCAGCCCCAGUGCCCCCACAUGAGGAAGGAGGGUGUUUGGCAUUCGUCAGACGGGAGGAUGGUUAUACCGGCAAAAUCUACAGGAGCAGACAUUUUGUCAAUAUAUGAAGCUCCUGUGCAGAUCUUAGAUCUUAGAACAGGAGAUUCUGUUUUAGCAAAGUGGUCAGAUGGUAAAUUGUAUAGGGCAACUGUUGAAUAUAUUUCAGGAAAAGAUCAGACUCAGUCACCAAAAGGCUGCCAAACUCCACAGGAGUCAUUUUUAAAUAUGUUGGAAGCCAAUGAGCCAUCACACUCAACAUCAGGGUCUGACACCAUUACAGUAGAUCAGAACCCACUGUCUGAACAUGGUAGUACCACAGCGCUGAAUCUACCAAGUGAUGGGGAACUUGUAACAGGCAGCAACACUGUUGGACCACCACCACCCUAUGGGUUUACCAAAGAGGGAACCAUCGGUCCAUCACCCUACAGCGGCAGUACAGCCAUACCAUCACCGUAUGGCCUCCACAUCAAUUGUCAAUUUCCCUAUGGGGGCCAUACAUCUAGCCUACCACCGUAUGGCCUCAACAUCAAAGGUCCAUCUCCCUACGAAGACCAUGCAUCUUGCCCAUCACUGCAUGACUUCAACACCGCUGGCCCAUCACCAAAUGUCUACAACACCUCUGGUCCUUCACCCGGCGUACACAAUCCACCUGACAAUAAAAACCCAGCUUUCCUGGCACCGGACAGGAGAGAUGCAGGCAACCCAUCUGUCGAGGACACUAUCUCAUAUCAACCGCAGGCAGAAAAAUCAUGGACGCCAUGUGAUGGAUGUAGGAAGGAGUUCGAAAAAAUCCUGCGAGAAAAGCAACUAAUCGAAGAAGUCCUCUUGAAAAUAGAUCCGGGCCAAGUCAGAGUACACCAAACUCUCUGCGACCUGGAGACAAAUACAGCGAUGGCCCUCCUCAACAAUCGGGCCAGCAGGUGCUCUUUCCUGAGAGCGGCGUAUUCAUAUCAUCGUUCCGCCUUGCUGCCAUGAGUCAUGCUUCAAAGCCCAAUUAAACAAACCUGCAGGAACAGGAAAGCGCAUCCUUGACCGGAAAAAAGUUGAAGGAAUCUUAACGUAUGUCCUGAGAUGCGGUACCCUUCCUGAUUGGGACAAUAUUGAGGAGGCCAAGCUCAAGAAAGCUUUGGUAAACAAAUGUCGGCCCAGAGCAGGUUUUAAGUAGGCCCUUGUACCUGCCAAGUUCAUUCUGGGGUAGGAUGUUUCCUUUGUAAACAUGUUAAUAUUUUGGUCUGGGGUUGCACAGUAAUUAAUUUAAAAAAAAAAAAUUUGCCGUAUGAUGUAGCUUUUAGUACCACGUUAUACUGUGACAAUGCAUAUUGAGCUGUGCUGUGUCUCGCAAAUUUGGCACCGAUGCAACCUCACUAACAAGCUAGCGGCUAAUAGCCCGUCACAGUGCAAAGCUGUUUCCAAAUAAAAAAAUAAUACAACUGGAAAUGACGCAGUAUGUUACUGCUUACAUAAUCAGGUAUAUUAGUAGUAAUAGUAAUUCAGUGUUUGUAUUUGAGUGGGCCCCAGACCCCUCUGUAGUGAAAAAGUUGGUCGGGCCCCGAGGUAAAAAAUGUUAAGUAUCCCUGGUUUUCAAUGUGUGAUUAUUUGUUGUAUGUAGACCAGUUCCAAACAGCCCGGUUACAAUUUUAUAAAUGUAUUUCAGUUUUUGCUUGGAAUAUUUAAAAAAUGGAAAAUGUUGUCAUUUACUCACCCUCUUACUGAGUUGAAGUCAAGUGGUUUUUUUUUAACUACGGUACAUGGUUUGCUCAACAAGGAGUUAAAAAAACUACACCUGACUUUUUCACGUGUGGGGCGGUAUAGCUCGGUUGGUAGAGCGGCCGUGCCAGCAACUUGAGGGUUUCAGGUUCAAUUCCCGCUUCCGCCAUUCUAGUCACUGCCGUUGUGUCCUUGGGCAAGACACUUUACCCACCAGCUCCCAGUGCCACCCACACUGGUUUAAAUGUAACUUAAAUAUUGGGUUUCACUAUGUAAAGCGAUUUGAGUCAUUAGAGAAAAGCGCUAUAUAAAUAUAAUUCACUUCACAACAACAAAGUGAGUAAUUGGGGUUAAAUUAAUUUAUAUUUGUAUUUGUUUUAUUUUUUGUAUAUUGUUUCUAUGUUGUUUUAAUUAUUGUGAAUGUCAAUAUGUACAUUAUGUUUGUAAUAAUUAACUACAUUUAAAUUGUUGUAUUUAAUCUAUUUUUAUAUCUUAUGUUUUGUAUUUUUGUAUAGCCAAAUAAAGUUAUACACCUUUCAAUAUUUGAGUAUUUUUUUUACUGUUAUUUCUAAUUAAGUCAGAUAAUUGAA
This is a messenger RNA of Entelurus aequoreus (snake pipefish), 6523 nucleotides long. RefSeq lists its product as uncharacterized. Bases 4104 to 5201 code for a protein of 365 amino acids. The record is from RefSeq and is a predicted model, not a curated record. NCBI's taxonomy places the organism in Eukaryota, Metazoa, Chordata, Actinopteri, Syngnathiformes, Syngnathidae. The transcript is spliced from 6 exons.